Molecule: messenger RNA, 1227 nt
Organism: Amphimedon queenslandica
Lineage: Eukaryota; Metazoa; Porifera; Demospongiae; Haplosclerida; Niphatidae
Product: tyrosine-protein phosphatase Lar-like
Exons: 10
Coding region: 51-1214 (387 amino acids)
Biological process (GO): protein dephosphorylation
Molecular function (GO): protein binding; protein tyrosine phosphatase activity
Source: RefSeq, a predicted model, not a curated record
UAUCAAGUUCUUCAAUUUCAUUCAGUGACACUUUAAUAUUAUUUAAUUGGAUGAAGCCACUUGUCACUAAUGGACAAAUCCUGUAUUAUCAAAUAAACCUGACAGUCAGUUCUACUACAGUGAAGACACUACAGUCUAAUGGGUCAAACUACAUUACCAUUGAAUCAGAUCCAUUUGUUCCAUACCAGCUCUCAAUAGCUGGGUAUACUAGCAAAGGAAGAGGAGAACUAUGGGUUAGCAGUGUCUUUUUCUCAAAAGAAGGAAUCCCUCCAAAUGGACCAGGAAACGUAACUGCAGUUUGGAUUAAUAGCACGACUGUUAAAGUGACAUGGCUACCAUUAACACUAGCAAAAGCAAGAGGAUUCAUCACACGUUACAGUGUCUAUGCUGGGAAUACAGGAAUUGCUAAUGUUUCUAAUGAUAGUAGCAUUGCUUAUAUUGAUAGUCUUAAUCCCAUGUUACAAUACUCUAUAUCAGUUUCAGCCAGUACUAAAGUAGGAGAGAGCAGUAACAAUUCCGUGAUUAUACUACCAGCAUAUAUUGUAGAAACCAGCAGUAACUGGCUACCACUAGUAAUUGGAGCAGGAGGUGGAGGAUGUGUUGGUGUCAUUUGUAUAUGUUGUACCAUUAUAGUUUGUCUUUGUUGUAGGAGGAGGAGUAGGAGGAAAACUCCCACAAAAACAGAGGAAGCAGUUGAAUUGUACAGUUACAUCACUAAAAUAACCACAGACUCCGUAGACAAUGAUUACCAUUACAUUGCAGCACCUUUAGUUUGUCAGAAUGAAGCAGCAAUAGUUGGUACAGGAGCUCAAAGGAUAAAAGUAAAUGAGUUUCCAUCAUUUGUUAGCAGAUCUAAAAGAUCCAUAGAAUACGAGUUUGAAGAAAUAGAACGAAUAUCUCCAAUUAAGGCAACAAGCAUUGGAAGCAAAAAUGCUGCAUUUAAUAGAUUUGAAGACGUCUGUCCUUUUGAUGACAAUAUUGUUCCAUUGAGCACAAGUGAAAAAGAAGAAGACUCAAUCUACAUCAAUGCAUCCUAUAUUGAUGGCUACCAAAGAAAGAAUGCCUACAUAGCAACUCAAGGGCCAUUGAAAAAUACUAUUGGUCACUUCUGGCAGAUGAUAAUAGAAUAUAAGCUACCGACUAUUGUCAUGUUGACAAAAGUAUUUGAAGGCAAUAUUGUAAGAUAUAGUUUUCUGCUGUACAAACUGGUCUAACUUUUGAUGAUUA